Acanthochromis polyacanthus (spiny chromis) is the source of this 2343-nucleotide messenger RNA. RefSeq names its product UDP-glucuronosyltransferase 1A5-like. NCBI's taxonomy places the organism in Eukaryota, Metazoa, Chordata, Actinopteri, Pomacentridae. The record is from RefSeq and is a predicted model, not a curated record. Bases 21 to 1613 code for a protein of 530 amino acids. The transcript is spliced from 4 exons. Gene Ontology annotation, molecular function: UDP-glycosyltransferase activity.
CUCUCUGGAACAUAAGAACCAUGUCACUGCACCGUGUGUGUGGAGUGCUUGUAUUCUUCAGCUUAUGUCUGAUUUCCUUCCCACCACAUUGCCAUGGAGGAAACAUUCUGGUGUUCCCUCUAGAUGGCAGCCAUUGGAUCAAUAUGAAGAUUCUGCUUGAAGAACUUCAUGCCAGAGGACACAACCUCACUGUGAUCAGGGAAGGCACCAGCAGGUACAUCCCUGAAAAGUCUCCGCUGUACACAUCCAUUAAAAUCGAUCUGGAGAAGGACUUAGUUGACUUUUUUGAUGACUAUCUACAGGAACACGUGAAGAUGCAGAGAGAAGGGGCUUCAUUACUGACUCACUUAAAAGUCACCAUGAAUUUCAUUUCUAUACUUUCUCAGGCCAAUUCACUGUGGGCUGAUGCCACCAUUAAAAUAUUUGAAGAUCAAAAUAUUAUGAAAAGCUUCAUAGAUUCAAAAUAUGACCUGGUUCUCACUGAUCCAGGUUUCGCAUCAGGGCUUGUGCUGGCCAAAUAUCUCAACCUACCUCUUGUACUCAACGUACGCUGGAUCACCAGUGGAGAUGGCCACUUUGUGUUAGCUCCCUCACCACUCUCCUACAUCCCAGUGCCAGGAUCAGGAUUAACAGAUAAAAUGAAUUUCAUCCAGAGGGUCCAAAAUGUGCUUUACCAUGGCAUUAUAUUGUUUCAGCAGAAAUUCAUGGUGGGGCCAUGCUAUGAAACUCUCUGUAACAAAUAUAUUGAGGGAGGAUGUGACACCAUCUCCCUUCUUCAAGAGGCUGACAUUUGGCUGUUCAGGACAAAUUUUGUGUUUGAUUUCCCUCGCCCCACAAUGCCAAAUAUGGUCUACAUAGGAGGAUUCCAGUGCAAACCAGCCCAGCCUCUGCCAGCAGACCUGGAGGACUUUGUUCAAGGUGCUGGGGAGCAUGGAGUGAUCAUCAUGUCCCUCGGAGCAUUGAUUCAAGGUUUGCCCAAAGAAGUUGCAAAUGAAAUUGGCAGCGUUUUUGCCAAGCUGCCUCAGAAGGUGAUAUGGAAGCACAAAGGAGAGCGUCCCUCUACGCUGGGCAACAACACUCUCAUAGUGGACUGGAUGCCACAGAAGGACCUCCUGGGACACCCGCAGACCAGAGUCUUUGUGGCUCACGGAGGAACCAAUGGAGUCCAGGAGGCCAUUUACCACGGGGUCCCUGUGCUUGGCAUACCCUUGUUCUUUGACCAGUAUGACAACCUUCUACGUUUGCAGGAGAGAGGAGCUGGAAAGAUCCUUCAGCUGGCUGAUGUUAAUGGCAACACUUUUGAGCAAGGUAUUAGGGAACUUCUCUAUCAAGAAAGCUACAGACAGAACAUCCAAAGAAUGUCACGUCUGCACAGAGAUCAGCCGAUGGCACCCAUGGAUCAGGCUGUGUUCUGGGUAGAAUAUGUGAUCCGUCACAAAGGGGCUCCUCACCUGCGUACAGAGGCUUAUAAGAUGCCCUGGUACUCAUACUACUGUGUCGAUGUGCUGCUCCUGUUGCUGACUGCAGUAACUGUGCUACUGAUGUCCACUGUGGCCGUUUUUCGGUUUCUUUGCUGCAGAAGGCAAAGGAAGACAAAAUCCAAACAGAACUGACCGAGGUCAAAUUUGUUAAGGAACAAGCUUCAAUAAGUUCUCUUCAGUGCUGUAUUUCGACAGCAACAUGUCUUAAAGGUGAAGUCUGCAUUUCCAGACAAAUCAUGUUGAAGAUUAGCUAGGCAUUAUAUUUGAACAGCAUCUACCAGAUUUGCUGUGGCACAUUAUCCUCUUGCUGUUUAUUUCCCCCUCAGUCUCACCUUUGCCUGACUUUCCCUUUGCCCUGUUCAGAGUAUGAAUGAACAUGAGUAGGAAUGUCUCAAAGCACAGUGGAAUAAUGUUGUGUGGGUUGGUCGAAACCAGUUUAUUUCCUUCCUUGUUCUAAGCUAAGAUCCCAUUUGAAUAUUUAUACUGAAUCUGACAUUAAGUGUACUGGAUUAGAACACACAUUCCACCUUUAAGAUAUCCUACUUAUAUCUCUAAUUUAUAAUGUAAAACAACAAUCUGUCAUUUGUCCGAACAAUACGUACAACAUAUAAAUGUCAUUAAUAUAUCCCUUUUCUGGUUUUCCUCAAAUCAUUGAUGAUAAUAUAAUGUUUACAGCAUGGCUCUGUGAUUUUCAUUUGCAAUGCAAUAAAUGUCCAAACUGCUCAGGAUAGUUUGAGUAAAAUCAAUUCAGAUGUGAUAAAAAUAAAUUGAGACGAUCAAAAUAUUCAAUGAACCGUGUGACAAGUUCCUUUCCAUUUCAUGUGAUUGAGAUAAUGAUCAAUAAAUCUUUAAUCAAAAGGAA